This is a messenger RNA of Amaranthus tricolor (Joseph's coat), 2163 nucleotides long. RefSeq names its product tRNA (carboxymethyluridine(34)-5-O)-methyltransferase. Gene Ontology annotation, biological process: tRNA wobble uridine modification. Gene Ontology annotation, molecular function: tRNA binding; S-adenosylmethionine-dependent methyltransferase activity. The coding region runs from base 608 to 1774 and encodes 388 amino acids. Gene Ontology annotation, cellular component: nucleus; cytoplasm. The record is from RefSeq and is a predicted model, not a curated record. NCBI's taxonomy places the organism in Eukaryota, Viridiplantae, Streptophyta, Magnoliopsida, Caryophyllales, Amaranthaceae. The transcript has 3 exons.
UUUAAAAAAAUGAGUAUGAAAGAAAAAAACAAAGAAAAGUAAAAAGAAUUGAAAAUGCAUCAACCCCACAAAUCCAGAAGUCCGGUAAGUGGUACUCCAACUGAAACAACACAAAAUUAGAUCUUUGAUGAUGGAGUAGAACAUUUAUCUCAUCAGCCGCCGCCGCCGACGAAAUUAUUAACCUUUUGCCGCCAUUGUUCCUCCAUCCUCCGCCGUCAAACACUUAAGCAAUUAUCGUCGCCGCCGCCAACGCCGGAUCUCUCCAAGGUACCAAAUUGUUUAUUACUAUAUAUUUCCUGGGGUAACUGAUACAUUCACCAAGUCUUACAAACCCGAUUCUGAGCUCAUUCAAUUUAAUAAUCUUUUCUGGAAGAAAUUAUUCCUUCACAAUCAUUCAUAUGAUGUGGAGCUUCCUUCUACGAUAAUCGUGAUUGCAAAUUUUCUUUCCUAAAACCCUAAAACAUAAACGCUAAAUCCCCAUUCCCCGAUUCCCAAUUUAUAAAGAUAAAUCCCUAGUUCUUCUUCUCGUACUGUGAUUCUUGAAAGCAAUUUGGAACUUGAGAUUUGCCGCUUGGAAGCAAGUCAUGAACGGUUCUAUAUUAAGGUGAUGAUAUUUGGCCUUGAGUGUUGCAGAGUUUCUUAUCAAAUUCAACGGGCAUUACACAUAGUUCCUUCAUUAUCUGUUGUUGACUGUUACUCUUUAGUCUCUAAUACGAUGAAGGAAAUUAGAGUAGGCCGCCCUUCCUUUUACUCGGCUGCUGCAUUUGAUAGAGAAUCUAAGAAUCAACCAUCUUGCUUGAUAAGUGAGGAUAGAUCUUCAUCUACCCAUGCUCUGUGUACCCCUGAAAUCGAGAAGACGUAUGUUCAUAAGGUUUAUGAUGCAAUUGCACCCCAUUUUAGUUCAACUAGAUUUGCUAAGUGGCCAAAGGUUGCAUCUUUUUUAGAUUCUUUGCCUCUAGGAUCUCUUGUCCUUGAUGCGGGCUGUGGAAACGGAAAAUACCUUGGUUAUAAUCCCAACUGCUUUUUUGUAGGAUGUGAUAUAAGUUCCCCUUUAGUUAGUAUAUGUGCAGAGAGAGGGCAUGAAGCUUUGGUUGCUGAUGCUGUAAAUUUGCCUUAUAAAACUGGUUUUGGUGAUGCAGCAAUCUCUAUUGCUGUAUUGCAUCAUUUAAGUACUGGAAGUAGGAGAAGAAAAGCCAUUGAAGAGCUGGUUCGAGUUGUUAGGAAGGGGGGAUUAGUGUUGAUAACAGUAUGGGCUGUGGAGCAAGAAGACCAAGGUUUGCUUAACAAAUGGACCCCAUUGCCCCAUAAGUACCUAGAUGAGUGGAUUGGUCCUAGUAGUCCUCGUGUAUGUAGCCCCCGGUCUUUCAACUUGGAAAGCAUUCCUGAAAGUGAAGAGACCAGUUCUAAAGAGUCCUGCAAAGUCUCCCAUGAGUCCCUGGGUGAAAAUCCGAAUAGAAUCAUAAAUAUAAACAACCAAGAAGACAAGUCAAUGACAUCCGAUGGUGAUGUUAGUAAAGAAAAUCGACAGGAGUACUUUGUUCCCUGGCAUUUACCCUAUCAUCGUGCUGAAGUUAGUGGCGCUUCUGCUUGUGCUGUUGCAAGUGGUUUUGCACGAAAAGAUGACAAGAAAGGCGCUGUGGUGUAUGACAGAUAUUAUCAUGUCUUCAGUGAGGGUGAACUUGAAAGCUUAGUCUCCGGAAUGAGCAAUGCUGUAAUCGUGGAUCGCUUCUUUGACAAAUCAAAUUGGUGUAUUAUUCUCGAGAAAACACAAUGAUAAACUACUAAAGACGCACCAAAUCUCCGCUCAUUCCUUUGUUGAUGAGAUGAGACGAGGCUGUUGAUAACUGAGGUCGCCAAUGCAGGUUUUCAUAAGUCUAGUGCAACCUUUUCGGCUGCACCAGGAUUUGUUGGUUGGGACGGUCUGUUCACAGAAUAUUGUUGGAUUGCUUUUUUCUAAUUUCCUUUUCCAGGUGCUAAUGUUCUCAUAUUGCUUAUAAUUUACUUGUAAAAUUAUUUCUAGGGGCGUUGAUCUGCAGUUUUGUCAACUAACUUAACGGUAUACAUCUACAACUGGUCCUGUAGGCAGUAAGGUUUAUUUGACAUGAACACCUUGUAUGACUUGAUUACAAAAGUCUUGUAAUUUUCAAAAUUAUGUUGCUUAUA